Molecule: messenger RNA, 2449 nt
Organism: Melanotaenia boesemani (Boeseman's rainbowfish)
Lineage: Eukaryota; Metazoa; Chordata; Actinopteri; Atheriniformes; Melanotaeniidae
Product: histidine triad nucleotide-binding protein 3-like
Exons: 5
Coding region: 26-523 (165 amino acids)
Molecular function (GO): catalytic activity
Source: RefSeq, a predicted model, not a curated record
CGAGCGUACAGGAGGGGACUUCGGCAUGGCGAAACAACAAGAAGACUCCAAUGAAGAUAUUGAUGAAGAUUGUAUUUUCUGUCUGAUAGCGAACGACCGAGACACAGAGACAGAUGUUAUCAAAAAAAGUAAAAAUCUAGUAUGUUUCCGAGAUAUUUGCCCUGCUGCUCCUCACCACUACCUGGUUGUGCCCAAAAAACACAUUCACAGCUGCCGCUCACUGAACAGCAAACACAUCAGCCUUGUUGAGCAGAUGAUUGCAAUGGGGAAGGCUGUACUCCGUGAGCAAGGGAUCACUGACAUGAAGGAUGUGAGGUUUGGGUUUCAUAAGCCUCCCUUCAUCUCAGUAGGUCACCUGCAUCUCCAUGUAAUCGCUCCCACCAGCAAACUCUCAGAGUUCUUAGCGUAUAAGUUCAUGCCAGGCACCGACUCUUUUGUCACGGCAGAAUGUCUAAUGAAGCACCUAAGGAAAAUAAAUCCACCAGGCUUUCUUUCUUUGGGAAAUUGUUUAAGACUGUUUUGAGGCAACAGUUACCAAACUUGACUUAAAGUGACUGCACAGGAAUAACACACUAAGUGAAACUGCCUGAGCUUCAGCGCGAAGAUGACGAGUCUUGAAGCCAUGGUGAUGAACUUGAUGAGCCAGCAGCACAUUAAAGUCAUAUCGCUUAGAUAUGACAAAUGACAAUACACACACUAAAAGGCAAAUGGAAACCGGUGUGGCUUUUUUUGUGCACAUGCACUGGAGGUUUUUUUUAUCUGCACUUAAAUUGUUGUAUUCUAUGUAUUUCAUGUACUCUUUUGUGUGUAUUUAUGAAUGUAUUUACAGAAAAAUGUCAAUUAAUCAAACUUAAAUGUUCUACAAGGAAAGGACAGAGAAACUUUUUGUUGGUAAUUAAUACUCAAAAAGGAGCAAACACUCAUUAUGUACACAGCCUUUCUCCUUUUGUUGACUACUCAAAGUGCUUUCAUACAAUUGCCUUAAUUCACAGAUUCACACACAUUUAUACAACACUUUUUUUAGGGCUGUCAAAACUAGCACAUUAAUGGUGGUAACUAAUUUAUGUAAAUAAUUGUGUUAAUAUUUUUAAUGCAAUUAAUGCAUGUGCGGCAUGAGAAGCCCCAUACAUCCGUCAUUUCUCUGUUAUGAUGGUGGGACAUGAAGAAGCAAAAAAGAAAAUCCGGCUGGUUCUAUGGACGGAUUUGAAAAUACACACAACAUUAAUGGAGCAACCAAUGGACAUGAAGAAUGGGGGCGUUUAAGACACUCUUUUCCCAGUGUGAGAGUUCCACACCCGCUCUUUUCCCAUUUUUAUUUUUUAUUUUUUAUUCAGUUUGCACCAACAUGUCAGCUUUAGUGUCUCUCUGGUUGUCUCUGUUUGUGCAGCAGCUGCUUCCUCCCUUUACUCUCAGGUUCUGUUAAUCAUGACGGCUGUCACUAAUCAGCUGAUUGGAUUUUCUCUCUUGUUAGAUUUGUUUAUCCUUCAGCUGACAAGGAGGAAACUAGCAGUUCAUGGUUCACACCGUCACAUAUUUACCCCAAAGUAUUGUUUUUGGCAGGACCUUCUCAAACACAGAAACUGGCUGGUGGUAGACCGGGUUUAUACUUCAGCUAUGCAGGGGCGGGUCUGCAAGUAUUGGCUCGUUCUGUUGAUACAAUACAGUAAAACGGGCAAAUUCCAGGCAUAGUCACGAAUGGUGAUUAAUCAUAAUUAAUUUGAAAGCUGUAAUUAAUCUGAUUAAAUUGUUAAUCAUUUGACAGCCCUGUUUUUUUUUUUUUUGUUUUGUUUUGUUUUUUUUUAGCCUUGCACUUUUUUUUCUGUCAUGCACCGAUGAAUAAAAUGGAGGCAGUGUGGCGCUCAGUGUCUUUCCCAAAGACUUUUCAACCAGGUAUUAAAAUACCAUCUUUUUGAUGUUUAGACAACAGGGCUACUCCCAGGGCUGCAGCCACCCCAAAAUCAUUGUGUAACAAUAUCUUUAUUUGAUCAUGCUACAAUUAACAAGAGAGGAAUCAACAAGAGGUAAAUAAACUCAAACCGAAGGCCAUCGGACUUGGUGUAGUAGUACCUGUCUUCUCAUCUAAAGUCAGCCAUUUAAAUUAAACUAACUGAUUGUAUUAUGGUGCCUUCCUUGAUAUCUACAUGUUCCACAUUCCUUGUCUUUACCACAAGUUGGCAUUUCUGAACCUAAAGUUUACAUACUGAUAUCUCAGCCUGUAAGGUGCUGCUGCAAUAACAGCAUUAUUUAGUCUUGAUGUUGAUUCCUUAAGUCUCUGCUGGAAAGAAGGGAAAUUUCCAAUGAAUAAGCUAUAAAAAAUUAAUUCAAUUUGUACCACAUGCAAAGGAUGAAAUCAGCAAAAAAAAAAAAGAAAGAAAGAAACUCCUCAACAUGUGGAAAUGAACCACCCUACUCGGAGUCGGAUGAUCUAACGAAGGUCAUAUGCCUUUAU